AUGAAUUAUCUGUAUUCAAGUAACAUCACACAAAGAUUAGGACUCGUUAGUCCAUUUACACGAUGGCCAAAAGCAAUCGUGCAUUACGCAUUGGACAAAUCGUUGGACCAGAAAACAUCGGAUGUCGUAAUUGCGGCGAUGAAUUACAUUCAGAACGUGUCUUGCGUACGUUUCAAUGUCAAGGAUAUUUGGACGUGGCAUUACGUAUUAAUUAAGCCAGGACGAGCGUGCACCUCAAAAGUCGGAUUCCGACGUGAAAGCCCGCAAAAAAUAAUCGUUGAUGGCAGUUUAUGUUCGAAAGGAAGCAUCAUUCACGAGCUUCUUCAUUGUCUUGGAUUCCUUCACAUGCACACCGCUAACGAUCGCGAUGACUACAUCAAAAUUAACUGGAAUAACAUUCGUGACGAUGCUAAAUUGAAUUUCAAGCCAUUCACAACACGUGUCAGCAUGUUUGAAACAGAAUAUGAUUAUGAUUCUAUAACACAUUACAGCAGCACUGCAUUUGCCAAAGACAAGAAACAUCCCACAAUCGUUCCGAAAAAUCCUGCUCCAAAUAUGGGACAGAGAAAAGAGAUGAGUGCUGGUGAUAUCAUCCGAUUAAAUCGUAUGUACAAUUGUUCGGACUUUAAAGUACCGAUAACAUUAAAAAGCUCAACGAUGACUCCAAUUCAAUUCACUAAUGGAACUGAGAUUAAACGUGUGGAACUUAAUCAAACUGAAGAUGUUACAUUGACUCGUCGUGAACUCACGGUGUCAACUGAGAAAUAUGAAAUGGAAUUGAACUCUAACAAUUCUCUUACGAAUGAUGAUGAAGAUGAUAUGAAACUAAGCAAGGAUCAAUUCAAUGCAUUGUAUUCGGGUCCGGGUUGCAGCUCGGAAGUAGGCAUGAGACACGGAAAACAAUUGAUGAAUAUAAAUGAGUCACUCUGUCCGCGUGGUAAAAUUAUUCAUGAGCUUUUACACUCGUUGGGGCUCCUACAUAUGCACACAGCCAAUGAACGUGACAAUUUCAUCAAAGUUAACUGGGAUAAUAUUAAAGAACAAGCUCCAGUUAAUUUCAAACACUUUGCGGCAGAUGUUUCCAUGUUCUCCACACAAUAUGAUUACGGAAGUAUAAUGCAUUAUAGUCCAUCAGAGUUUGCAAUCAACCGUUCAAUCCCGACUCUUGUUCCGCUGAAAGAAGUGAAAAAUAUGCGACAGCAUGAAGCUAUGAGUGAAGGUGAUGUAAUUCGAUUGAAUCGUUUGUACAAGUGUCAACCGCCAUUUUCUAACUUUGAACAUUCAACGAUUGAAAAUCCUUCAACUGAUCCAACAAUAACAUCAACAAAAAUAGGAACAACAACGGAACUCAUCGUUGAGAAUAAUGAAAUGAAGUAA
Clunio marinus is the source of this 1377-nucleotide messenger RNA. Lineage: Eukaryota; Metazoa; Arthropoda; Insecta; Diptera; Chironomidae. The record is from the annotation of a GenBank genome assembly.